Messenger RNA from Wyeomyia smithii (pitcher-plant mosquito), 2369 nucleotides. It is a transcript of the gene Pka-C1, whose product is annotated as cAMP-dependent protein kinase catalytic subunit 1. Gene Ontology annotation, cellular component: cAMP-dependent protein kinase complex; nucleus. Lineage: Eukaryota; Metazoa; Arthropoda; Insecta; Diptera; Culicidae. Gene Ontology annotation, biological process: peptidyl-serine phosphorylation. The transcript has 4 exons. The coding region runs from base 338 to 1399 and encodes 353 amino acids. The record is from RefSeq and is a predicted model, not a curated record. Gene Ontology annotation, molecular function: ATP binding; cAMP-dependent protein kinase activity.
ACGAAAAUUAUUAUAAGUACCACAUAGCUCCAGUUGAUAGUUGUGUUUGUGUGUUGCGUUCAUUGAUAAAUAAUCGACGAGUCAGUGAUUAUUAAAAAAGUUUUCUAACGUUUAGUUCUUGUUAACGACUCUUUCGAUCUCGUAUCUAGAAGUUGUUGAACAAGUGUGGUGUUUCAACAACAAGCUGUAUAGAAGGGAUUUAUUGCUUCCGAGUAUUCAGCUGGGAUCGAAUAACCGACAAUCAAUUCAAUGGAAUUCGAACAAUUUUAAACUAUAUUAGAUGUAAAACUAGAAACAUACAAGCUGAGAUAUUUUAGAUUACCCGAAAAAAAUCAAUAUGGGGAACAAUGCAACGUCCACAAAUAAAAAAGUUGAUGCUGCAGAAAGUGUAAAAGAAUUUUUAGAUCUAGCUAAAGAGGAUUUUGAAGAAAAAUGGAAAAGAAAUCCAACAAACACAGCAGCACUAGACGACUUUGAGCGCAUAAAAACACUUGGAACUGGAUCAUUUGGAAGAGUAAUGAUAGUACAACACAAGUCAACCAAAGAUUAUUACGCCAUGAAAAUUUUAGAUAAACAAAAAGUAGUCAAGCUUAAGCAAGUUGAGCAUACUCUCAAUGAGAAAAGAAUAUUGCAGGCAAUUUCAUUUCCAUUUUUGGUUAGUUUGAAAUUUCAUUUCAAAGAUAACUCUAACCUUUAUAUGGUACUGGAAUAUGUACCUGGCGGAGAGAUGUUUUCGCACUUACGUAAAGUUGGUAGAUUCUCAGAACCGCACUCCAGGUUUUAUGCAGCCCAAAUUGUACUUGCAUUUGAGUAUCUUCAUUAUUUAGAUUUGAUAUAUCGUGAUUUGAAACCAGAAAAUCUUUUAAUCGACUCUCAAGGAUACCUAAAGGUAACUGAUUUUGGAUUUGCUAAACGCGUGAAAGGAAGAACAUGGACUCUUUGUGGCACUCCUGAAUACUUGGCACCAGAAAUAAUUUUAAGUAAAGGAUACAAUAAAGCGGUUGAUUGGUGGGCAUUGGGAGUACUAGUGUAUGAAAUGGCGGCAGGUUACCCACCGUUUUUUGCAGAUCAACCCAUACAGAUUUAUGAAAAAAUUGUAUCAGGAAAAGUGCGCUUUCCAUCACAUUUUGGUUCAGAAUUGAAGGAUCUUUUAAGAAAUCUUCUGCAAGUAGAUCUUACAAAACGCUAUGGCAAUCUCAAAGCGGGUGUCAAUGAUAUUAAAGGCCACCGAUGGUUCGCAUCUACAGAUUGGAUUGCCGUUUUUCAAAAAAAAAUUGAAGCUCCAUUCAUACCUCGCUGUAAAGGUCCAGGAGAUACAAGUAAUUUCGACGAUUACGAAGAGGAAACUUUAAGGAUCUCAAGUACUGAAAAAUGCGCAAAAGAAUUUGCUGAAUUUUAAUAAGGAACUAGAAUUAAAUGCAAUCAAUAUAACAGUAAUAUAUAAAGAUAUAUAUCGAUCAACAAGAGAGGAUUAGGCAUACAUAUAACUCCCAUUCAAUAGCUGAUUAGUUCUCGAUUCAGUACAAAGUACAAGUUUAAACAUGAGGAACAUUCAAAUUAAACUGCUGUUAUCAUGUUUGUUAUAAUGCUAGUGCUAUGAUUGUACUGGACAGUGACGAGAAAUAGGAUAUAAUGGCAAUCGCAUUAGAUGAAGAAAAAAAAAUGUUAAUCGCAUCUGUGUGCUACCCCGACAGAGGAGAUUAAGGCAUUUUUCUGAUAUCACAGUUGAAAGCUGAAAACUCGGCAGUCCAUAUACUUCGAAAGCCAGCAUUCCAAAACGUUUGUGUGUUGUCAAAAUACGCCAACUUUUCAUUAGAGGAAGUGCCUGCUAAUGUACCUACUACUGAUGCUGCUCGCUACUGUAAAAGGUAGCUUCUAUUAGAGAAAGUGCCGCCGCACCAGCUGGCCCCAAUAUCGCUGCUGAUACAACUGCUGCUGCUGAUGUUUCCGCUGCCACAGUUGCUGCUGUUAGAAAUAUUUUGGGAGGACGGCGUUGUGCUCUACUGUGGAAAUGCUUUUGUACUCUGAAAAGUUAGCUAUAUAAUAUUUCAAUCUAGUGCGCCAUGUCGGAAUAAAUAUAACAUAUAACAAAAUGCAUAUGAGGUAUUGCAAAAUAAAACUAUUUAAGGAUCGUUACAAUAUUCUUUUAUGCUAGCACACUGAACAAAUAAUCACUUAAAAGUAAUAUUUCAACAAAAUACAAAAAGUAAACAAAUUUUAUACACCAUAGUAUCGAUGGCAAUGUAGAAAAUUUUCAUUUAAUAAACAUUUAUAAAACUAGGUUAAUUAUCACAAAUGUGCUGUUUUGUUCACUAAUACAGUUAGUUGUAUAUACUUUUGUUAUAAUAAAUCUCUGCUGAUGACCAAAA